GGAGCCCUGCUGAGCUUCAAGAUAUAAAAGCAACUUCGGGUUCCCCCUUUCAAGACAAGACAAAUCAAAGGCUCAGAGACAAAACAGCUCGCUGAGCUCUGAACGUCUUUCCCUCCCUCCUUCCUUCCCUCCCAUCCACUCACCCUCUCCCUCCCUCCCCUGCUCACAGUCCAGCCUCUGUCUAGGGAAGAGGCUCUCAAGCAGCCUUAGAUGAUUAUGGAUUUUCUGAGCGAGAAGUUUGCCCUGAAGAGCCAGCCGAGCAAGAACAGUGACUUUUACAUGGGAGCAGGAGGCACUUUGGAGCACGUUAUGGAAACUUUGGACAAUGAGUCCUUUUAUAGCAAAACGCCAGGCAGCAAAUGUGUGCAGGCCUUCAACCCUCUGCAAAGGGCUGAGCAUCAUGUGAGGCUGGAGAGGACAUCACCCUGCCAGGACAACAACGUGAACUAUGGGAUUACUAAAGUGGAAGGACAGCCUCUUCACACGGAGCUGAGCAGGCCAAUGGACAAUUGCAACAAUCUCAGGAUGUCUCCGGUGAAAGGGAUGCAGGAGAAGGGGGAACUGGAUGAACUUGGUGAUAAGUGUGACAGCAAUGUCUCCAGCAGUAAGAAGAGGAGACACAGAACCACUUUCACCAGUUUGCAGCUGGAGGAACUGGAGAAAGUGUUCCAGAAAACUCACUACCCUGAUGUCUAUGUAAGAGAACAGCUAGCUCUGAGAACAGAGCUCACUGAGGCCAGAGUCCAGGUUUGGUUCCAGAAUCGAAGAGCGAAAUGGAGGAAAAGAGAACGUUAUGGUCAGAUCCAGCAAGCUAAGAGCCAUUUUGCUGCGACCUAUGAUAUAUCUGUUCUUCCAAGGACUGACAGCUACCCUCAGAUUCAGAACAAUCUGUGGGCAGGGAAUGCAGCUAGCGGUUCUGUGGUUACUUCCUGCAUGCUACCACGAGAUACGUCCUCCUGUAUGACACCUUAUUCCCAUUCACCCCGGACAGAUUCUGGCUACACAGGCUUUUCAAACCACCAGAAUCAGUUCAGCCACGUGCCCCUCAAUAAUUUUUUCACUGACUCUUUACUUUCUGGGGCAACCAAUGGACACGCUUUUGAAACAAAGCCGGAAUUUGAAAGGAGGUCCUCCAGCAUUGCAGUUCUACGGAUGAAAGCCAAAGAGCAUGCUGCCAAUAUUUCCUGGGCCAUGUAAUAUAGCAGUACCCUUUCUUAAUUUCCUUUUUUUUUUUUUUUUUAAAUAGCAAACUGAAAACAUUUUUAUUUCCUAUAUUUAAAGGACACAACAAUAAGCUGCUGUGUGUGGAAUGCUAGAAGUCACAAUAUACAUGAUGUCUGCUUAAACAAAUGCAAUAUAAUAUUUAACAAUAAAACAAGAAUAAACCAAAUAGAUUUACCAUGCAUCAAGCUCAACAAGAGGGCUUUGUUUUGGUUUUUAUAUAGAAAUAUGUUUUGUUGUACCAGUUGAUGAAAUAUGAUUAUAAAACCUGCAAAAAAGAAUAAAACUAUUA
Phalacrocorax carbo (great cormorant) is the source of this 1513-nucleotide messenger RNA. The record is from RefSeq and is a predicted model, not a curated record. NCBI's taxonomy places the organism in Eukaryota, Metazoa, Chordata, Aves, Suliformes, Phalacrocoracidae.